Molecule: messenger RNA, 3853 nt
Organism: Salarias fasciatus (jewelled blenny)
Lineage: Eukaryota; Metazoa; Chordata; Actinopteri; Blenniiformes; Blenniidae
Gene: malt2
Product: MALT paracaspase 2
Exons: 16
Coding region: 270-2777 (835 amino acids)
Biological process (GO): proteolysis
Molecular function (GO): cysteine-type endopeptidase activity
Source: RefSeq, a predicted model, not a curated record
AUAUUUUUUUCUUUAAUAAACUCUUCAUAAGCGUUCAUGCUAAUGGCGGAAGCGGCGGAGUACCAGGGUAGAUACUUCAGCGACGCCUUCAGUUCAGUAAAAGUGGUUUUGUGAGUUGGUUUUGCUGUGAAGUUCUGGUCUUCAGGAGGAUUUAUAAUCGGACUUUCCUCCACGUCACUCUUCAUAUUUGGGGAAACCCGACGUUGCGGCGGACUCUCCUGACAUUUCGGCCGCAUGAUCCCGUCUGAGCGUCUCGGGGAGUUUCACAAAUGACGGACACGAAGAUGAACGAAGGGAAAAUGAACAUCGGUGCUCUGAGAGAAGACGUCUUGAACAGGCUGUCAAAGAUGUUGGACAACUCCACCCGCGGGUGGAAGCAGCUCGCCAACGCGGCGUCUGCAGACCCGCAAUUCCGCUGCAGUGAAAGGGACCUGACCAGCUGCUCCCUGCAGGUGCUGAGUGCUGUAGGCAGUCCAGGACGCACCCUCCUGACUUGGCUGGCUGAUCGGUCCUGCUCCCUGGACUUCCUGCUUCACUGUCUGGAAAAGAUCGAGCACAAGGAAGCUGUGCAGUUACUCACCACCGCAGCGGAGCAGAUUGAGGUGACAAUACAGCCUCAGUCCCAGCAGGGCGCAGCUGGAAGCAAGGUGGUCCUGACCUGUAGGGCCUCUGGUCCCUCUGGACUCAGCUACCAGUGGUUUAAAGGCAAAGAAGAGAUUUUGGGUGAGACAGGGAGUUUGCCAGAGCUGGUUUUGUAUCCUUUGGGCCCAGUCCACCGGGGUCACUAUAUCUGCAGAAUCAACAAUGGAGAAAGCUGCAUCUUCUCUCAGUGGGCUCAGGUUGACUUGGUCCCUUCUACUGGCUCCAGUCCAGGCUGCAGCAGCAGCCUGUUUCCAGGUUCAGUGAGUGGUCUGCAUAUCACAGUCCAGCCUCAGUCGCUGGCAGCGUCUGAAGGUGACACUCUCUCACUGAAGUGCAAAGCAGAGGCCAACCCCCCUGCCCAGUAUGAGUGGUACCGCAAUGGAGAGCUCAUGCCACAGCAUAAGACAUGUUUGAUCAAAAUCCCUUGUUUGACCACAGCCCACAGAGGACAGUACAGAUGUAAAGUGUUCAAUUUGUAUCACGAGGCCUGGAGCGACGUAGCAACAGUCAGCAUUGGUCCAAGUUCCAUUGUUGAAGCAUCUUGGGUGGAAGUCGAUCGUGGUUUAGAGUCACAGGAAGAAGUCCACAGAUCCACGUUUGAAGAUGGAGUUCACCCACUGCAACAGAUACGAAGGUCGUCCUCAUCAGCCAAGAAUUUUUAUGCCACAGACAAAGUCGCUCUCCUGAUUGGGAACAUGAACUAUCACUACCACAGGCAGCUGUGUGCUCCCAUCGCAGACGUUCACGAACUGACCAACCUUCUCAGGCAACUGGAUUUUAAGGUGGUUUCUCUGCUCGACCUCAACCACCAGGAAAUGUGCAGCGCUGUCACUGAGUUCCUAAUGCUGCUGGACAAGGGAGUCUAUGGCCUGCUGUAUUUUGCCGGUCAUGGCUAUGAGAACUAUGGCAACAGUUUCAUGAUGCCCAUCGAUGCACCGGCCUCUUUUACAUCAGAGCACUGUCUGUGUGUUCAGAACAUACUCACCAGAAUGCAGGAGAAAGAGACGGGACUCAACGUCUUCCUGUUGGAUAUGUGCCGCCGAAGGAACCCUUUUGAUGAUAUCAUUGUACAGCCCGGACUGCUGAAAGUGACGGCCAAUAUAGUGUUUGGUUAUGCAACAUGCGUUGAUGCUGAAGCGUAUGAAGUGGCACAGCAGGAGAGGGAAGUGGCCAAUGGCAUCUUCAUAAGCUUUCUCAAACGGCGAGUUUGUGAGGACGAAAAAGUCACUGCCAUGCUUGACCGAGUUGCUGAAGAUAUGGGUCGCUGUGUGAUCACACGAGGGAGGCAGGCUCUGGAACUGCGAAGUAAUUUGUCUGAGAGACGCUCCCUCACAGAUCAGAUACAGACCGCUGAAUGUUCUGCUUCAUAUUCGGCGCGAAACCUGCAAUGGGCUGUUGCUCAUGUCCUUCCUCCAAGUCAUUCCCUCCAGUUUGACUGUGGAGUGAGAGUUCAGCUGGGGUUUGCUGCGGAAUUCUCCAACGUCAUGGUCAUUUACACUCGGAUACUUGAAAAACCAAACGAAAUUACUUCCUGCUCUGCUCAGCUCACUGAUUUCCCCGAGGAUGUCGAUGUUGAUCUGAAGAAGAGUAACCAGGAGACUUUGCUUGAAGCUGGCAGUUUACUGCUGUUCCCAGAAGACCUGCCCUCACCAGAGGCUCCCAGUCUUUACACACGUGUCCGCUGCCUGCAGAGACUUAAGAGGGAACUCACCUUCACAGUCUGUCUUCAUUACACUUACUCAAACAUGGAUGAUGAAGUACAAGAAAACCAAUUGGUUACAGUUGGCAAACCUCUGGUCUCCAAACUCAAUCUGCAUGAACCCAGACCCUCUCCCAGCAGCUCUGGCUCCUCAUCUGUCAGCCUCGACUCCUUUGAUGUUCCUGAGUGCUCCUUCUUUGCUAGGGAGAGUGCCUCUCUCGAAUCAGCUUUUUAUUGCGCACCAACUGAAAGGGCAUCUUCUUCCCACUCUGGCUCUCUGGCUUCAUCCCGGACUGCCAAUGAACCAGAGGAGACAGACUGUCCAGAUCUAUUUGACACUCCUCGACCUCUUGUUGCCAGCAAAAGCUUGCCCCAUGGCCAAGUAAAUGGCACAAACCACAAAUUCAGUGACACGGACAAUUUCCACUCCUGCUAAAUACAUUGUUCAAUCACUAUGGACUGAUAAACCUUUUAACCUUUCUAACAGUGACACUCACAACAGAGGACACACUCUAGUCUAGAUCAUUCAAUCAUUUCACCAGCCAUGGCAUAUCCACCAGUGUGUCCCCUGUUGUUGACUUGGUUGUGUAGGACCACAAUUGUACAUUUUUUUUAAUGUCACUGGUUUUGUGGUCAAAUAUUUAUUUUAUUUUCAAAGACAAAUUAACUUUUGAACAAAAAUACAGCGACUGAUAACAUUCCAUGGAUCAGUAUAUUUUCACCAUAGCAGUAGAAAUGGUCGGUAAGUUUAAAAUGAUGGGGCGCAUGUCACAUAAAUAAAACAAAACCAAUAGAGGAAAAGGUGAAAAAAGAAAAGAAGAUUAAAAAAAAUGUAAUUGGUUUUGUGAAUCAGGAUACCUCUGUGAGAAUUGUCAGGAAACGCCAUGAGAAACCAGAAGUUUCAAUGAGCUUUUCAACAAUAAGUCAUUUUAUCUGCCUCCUGUGGUUUCAUAACGGACAAUUUUAACAGAAAACCUAAAUAAAAUCAAGAUGCAUUUGCUCCUCUAAAAGUGAAAAAAGGUUCAAAUAAAACCCACAUGCCCAUAGAGAAAUUAUGAAAUUAGACAGUUUAAAAGAAAUUGCAGGAUAGCUGAUUGUGAAUGGAGGAAAAACAAUCUUUUUGUUUGAAUGAAUUGUCAAAUUUGGCAAGAGCAACUGAAAAUUUACAAACAGGAAAGAAAGAAGUACUUUGCUAUACUAAUCACUCCUUGUUAAAAUAAUCCUGAUCAAUCCUGAUUUGAAUGAAAACCCACUUCAUACUUGUAUGAAGAAUUGCAGAAAACUCCAGGUGAAAAUUUGAUUUUAUUAGAUCUAAUAUUUUAUCCAACAACAACAGAAAAAGCAGCAUUUCUUUAAUGAAACUGAAGGUCUGUUUACAUAUGGUUUUUAUUUACUCCUUUAUUUGUCUUUGCCAGAGGUUGGAUAUCACUGUUUCUAUUUAUUUUUUUUAAUCUGUAGGGAACUUUGUGCUGUAUUUUGUGGUUUAACAAGUGCUAUAUCAAUAAAGAUUGA